This is a messenger RNA of Spirodela intermedia, 3158 nucleotides long. The record is from the annotation of a GenBank genome assembly. Lineage: Eukaryota; Viridiplantae; Streptophyta; Magnoliopsida; Alismatales; Araceae.
AUGGACAUCGUGAACAGAAAUUGGCACAAUUUACGUCAGACCCCAGAGAGAAAUGUAAUUGGAGAUCCGUACCUAAUGGCAGAACGUAAAAGAGGAGCGGGUGAUAGAGUGAGGCUGUCAUUGAUCUCUCUUUCUUUCGCGCCUUUUCUCGCUCCCUUUGUCUGUCUGCUCUCUCUCACUCUAUCUUGCUCUCGCUUUCUUUCUGUGGAUGCGUCCUCGCUCUACGAAGCACGGCGGAGUUCGGACAGCCGGCCGCCUUCUCCUCUCCUCUCCGUCGAGUUCUUCUGGAUCCCUUUCUCGUGCGCGAAUCCGGAGGAAGAGUGGGAGGCCGCAUCCGGUGGAGGAGUCCACCGCCGAAGACGCCGAGGUCACGGUCGGCGCCGCCUCACGGAGAGGUCGUACGUUCCCAGGCUUCUGCUUCCCUGAAAGGCCGCUCCGGGUAUGUUCUGGUGCCGUCUUUCGACGAAUUCUCGCCUUUCGUUGAUUCGGGGGUUAUGUUCUAGUGCCGUCUUUCGAUGGGUUCGUGAUUUUCUCUGUGUCGGGGGCAUCUUCUUGUGGACUCUUUCGAUGGGAUCUUUAUUUUCUUUGAUUUGGACUUUCGGUUGCCUGCGGUGGUGCGGGUGGUGCGAGAUUGCUGAAGAAAGCUCUGGCUUUCCUCCUUCCUCUUAUUUAUUUACUUUCUUCCGAUUUGUUUUGCCGCUUCGUUGCUGAUUCGAUUUGAUGUUUGGUCUGGGUAGGGGGAUCUAUCUUCUUCUUUAGACUUCCAUCAGAUUGCUCUUUGGGGACGGAUGAGUGUUACAGUCUGGAGGAGAAAAGAUUAUUUCAGCAAGGUUUAUCGAUUGACGGUGACGGGUGAGCGUGUUGAAUCAAGGGGCACAUUCGAUUUUCAGAUCGCUGAGCGAUCGACCAGGGUCUGGAGAAGAACCCGGUGAUUUCCGGCAGGAAACAACACCCUCCGUACCUGCACCUCUCCCGAGCGUUAUUCCCCACCCAGAAAAGCCAUCAGAACUUGGUGGCGGGCUGUCCUGUUGAGAAAGCAGCUGGAAUCGAGGGAGGAAGUGUGGACGAGGUUGUCGGGCUACAGGAGGAAGCGAGGAUGUCUCCCAUCCCGGAUCGGGUACAUGCUUCGACGUCCCUCAUUCCUUUCCUUGACGGCGACUGUAGAGAGCUUUCUCUCCGCAUCCCAAAGCACAUCACAUCUUGACAAUAGGAAUGUCCUAUCCAAAAUCGACAGGUGCAGGUCGGAAAUUCUCCAUUAUACAAGGUAGAGAGAAUGUUGGGAGCAGGAGGUUUUGGGCUGGUCUACAUUGGACGAAGGGUGGCUGGUGGAUCUCAGGGCAAUGGGCCCAAUGCCUUUAAGGUUUAGUUUCAACCUCCCAUCACUCCUGCCACGGGAAUCUUUAAAUACUGCUGUUUUAUGUUGUCUCUUUCAUUUUCCUGCGGUGGGUGUAGGUAGCACUGAAGUUUGAGCAUAGAAAUAGCACGGGUUGCAGAUUUGGCCCCCCAUAUGAAUGGCAAGUUUAUGAGUAAGAAGACACCCCCUACUGCUCUAAUUUAUUACGUAUUGUGUCGAUCUAAAACUAUGUUCUUCACCUGACUUUGUGAAUAUGGUUUUAGCCAUCUCAAGGGAUGCUAUGGAUUACCUAGGGUGCACUACAAGGGCCGCCAAGGAGAUUAUUUCGUCAUGGUUGGCGUAGAGUCUUUCAUUUUAUUGUUUCCUCGAAUUAUAUUUUUUAUUGAAAGCUAGUUAUGAUAUUGUUGAUGAUGAUUGCUGCAGAUCAUGGACAUCCUUGGACCAAGUCUUCUGGAUGUGUUCAUAUCCAUUGGGCAAGUGUAAGAAAAUAAUCUUGACUUCAUAUUCAAAGUCAAUAUUCUGUUGAAAAUUGUGCUAUUGAGUUUGACUAACUCCUUGGACAGAAUGCCACCAAAUAUGGUGGCUUGUAUUGCUGUGGAGGCAAUAUCCAUCCUUGAGAAGCUACACCAAAAAGGGUAUGUAGGGCUUUGUGGCAGUGUGAUAUUUUUUCAAUUAUAUUUUCGCAAAGGUCACAGUAAUUAAUUCAUUGCUCCCUUGUGCACUCCCUCCCUCCACCCACACAAAAAAAAAACAUGCCAGGUUUGUGCAUGGAGACGUCAAGCCAGAGAAUUUAUUGUUGGGUAAACCCAGAAGCUCAGGGGAGAAGAAGCUUUUUCUCAUCGACUUUGGGCUGGGUAUGUUGCUGCAUUCCAAUCACUUCUUGUUUUCACCUCUCGCGCCUAUUGAUUUUAGAGUAGGGUUUGUUUUUCCAAGUAUAUAAACAAAUUUGUCUUGACUGAGAAGUCCCUGUCUGUAUCAACAUCAGUGAUAUUUUUGUGCUUUGUUCAGAGCCUGUACAAAUGCUAAUUGGUGUCAUUAAUAUUUUAAUCAGCUUCAAUGUGGAGGGACAGUUUGUCAGGCCAGCAUGUCAGAUUAUGCCAACAGCCAGAUAAUUUCAGGUUUUUUGGGAAACGAUAUUCUAUUUUUUCCCUAAAUUCUUAGCUAAGAUGAGGAUUCAUAAAAUCUUACCCCUACCUUACUAUCUAUCUCAUGUUCCCUAGGGGCACAACACGAUAUGCAAGCGUCCAUGCACAUUUAGGCCUCACAGCGAGUAGAAGAGAUGAUCUUGAGUCAUUGGCCUACACUCUGAUUUUUUUGAUUAAAGGAAGGCUGCCGUGGGAAGGCUAUCAGGUUUGCUUCCACCUCUACUUGUACAUGUUCUCCGAUCUCUUUGAUUCAUCACUUGCUGAUUCUUAUGCCAACUAUGUAGGGGAAUGACAAGAGGUUUCUAGUCUUCAUGAACAAGACUGUAACCUCCCCCGAGACGCUGUGUGGUGGCUGUCCCCCUCCUUUCGCACAAUUCCUUGAAGCAGUGAAGAAGAUACAAUUUGUUGAGCAGCCCACCUACUCGAAGCUCAUUUCUCUUUUUGGAAGCUUGAUAUGCUCCCCCUGCACCCUGUUAAAGACCAUUCGGAUUGAUGCAAUUUUGAAGGUGGUUGCAAACAUGACAUCACUGAAAUUACCUCGCAUAUUUUUAUUUUAUGUCAGAUGGUUUUAUCUCUUUUUCAUGGCUCUAUCAUCUGUUGUUAAAUAGGCUGACCAUGUUUCCAACAGGUUCACCAAAAACGUGGAAGAUUGCAGGUAA